GACGACAAAUUCCGAGCACAUCCAAGUCUUCGUGCGCUCUGUGGAUCCUCAUGAAGCCCCCAAUUGUCGUGUGGCGCACGUGCUUCUGCACCCGGCUAAUGAUUGGUCCGCACUUUCAGGGGAUUCCUGAAACCAACCAACCAGAACAUUCAAAUCAUAACGAGAGUUUUUUCGACCAGGUAAAUGAACCAGAAUGCAACUUGACAAGAGCAAAUAACAAUGGAUUCUAAAGACGUGUACCAAUGUUUAGUGAAUUUCUGACACUGGUCAACGAAGGUUGGGAUUUUCAGAUGACGAGCUUCCCCAGUCAACAGAGGGAGGGGAAGAUUCUCUAGAGAGUCCAGACAUGCCCCUUGACCCGGCCACGCCAUGCACUCCCGCCUCUGUAACCAAUGACGACAACUAUGACCGCUCCUCCUUCAGUAUCUCUAUGGACAGUGGACUAGGAUCACCUGCAGACUUUGCAAUGAAGGAUUCACAUGGGUCACACAACUCACUGGCCCUUGGCAACAAGAACAGUUACCUUGGCAACAAGAAUAGCCUCCAUGGCAACGAGAGUGUUGCCCUCCAGCCUAAGAAGGGGAAAAAGGCUGUGGAGCAUAUCAACAAAGAGAAAGUGAGAAGGGACCGUAUCAAGGACAGCUGUGACCAGCUACGUGUGCUUCUACCCUACAUCAAGGGACGCAAGACUGACAUGGCCUCCAUCUUGGAGAUGAGUGUGGAGUACCUGAGGAUUGUGAACCUGUACAUGCCUCAGUCACUGCAGGACCAGAUCAUAGACUGCCUGAGCAAGGACCCAUCUCUGGAGCCCAAUCUUGUGAAGCAGCAGCUCAUGACGCUGGAUCCUCCAAGGCCAUCAACCAACCCCGUGAUGGGAAGAUCUGCAUCCAAAGGCAGCCAGGAUACUGGAUGUGCUAAACGUGUGAAGCUGCAGCAACCAAGUGUCAGUGAGGCUUCCCUACUGGAUGACAACCAUCUGGAGUCAGGACGCUAUGAGCCUACCUUGGCCAGUCAUGUUGACACAGGUUUGUCUCCCCUGAGUGAAUUUGAUAGCCAGGCGUUUGUGCGAUCCAGCAGCCUGCCUUACUCUGACAGUUUCUCGUCACACCAGAUGUUUGGCACGUUCCCACCCGCCAGCAAGCCGCUGUUCCAGGAGCUGGAGCCAUACCGCCCACCCUACACCUCUCCUGACUCCGCCCUCUACCACUACUACCCCAAGCUGGUCCCUAACUACAUGGGGGCUGGGAACAUCGGGGUCAUGGAGCGGGGCAGCAUCAAGACAGAUGGCAUGUCUGGGAUGGGCAUGGAGGAGGCAAAAGGGUCUGAUGCGAAUAAUAACAUGAUCCAGGUGGUGAAUAGGAAUGAUUUAUAGAUAUCUGUUGGUGGGUAGGCAGUGAAACCUUGAAAAGUUAAGUCUUGAAGAAGGAAUUAAGUCGUGUUUUGUGAAAAUGAGACUUAAUGCAUGGGCAUGAAGUGUUGUCCCAGAUAAGUCGGUGUAGUUUGCACAGGGUUAUCAGGGACGACAAUUUCCACUUUAUGGAAAUGUUUGCUUUAAAGAUGUCACUUGUAAACAAAAUCUAGUUUAGGCGGAAUAUGUCGUCCCUGAUGAGGUUGUGUGGAUUGCACAGGCUAAUCUGGAACGAUACUUUAUGCCCAUGCAAUAAGUCCCAGAAUGGAUUGGUCACUGCUCAAGACAAGAUUUUAAACACAGCCCUGGAAGUAAGCUGGCUGUGAUUUGAUUGCCUGUUACAGGGAAUGCCCGUCAAAAUGAGACUUGUACGUCUGGUAGAUUGUACCUACAGUGUUCAGUGUUGAUUAACCUUGCAGUUUAUUGGUGUAAUAACUUCUGUAUAACAACAUUGUGUGGACUCUUCAUUGGAACUGCUGGGCAGAUGCCAAUCAAAAUAUCAAAGGGUAAGACACUUUUUUCCUUGAUCAAAAUGGUAUGACUGUUGGUUGUGACCAAUGAAGAACGGCUGAAUUGUAGCCAUUUGAAACACGCUCUCAGGAAACGCUGCUUAAGGUAUAGUUAGUGCUGAAAGUUUAGUCACAGAUUAGUCUGGGCUUCCUUGAUAGGAUAAUAUGGGACAACACGUUACAACCAUGCAUUAAGCCCGGUUUUCCCUGAGUGGAGCUCAUUUGUAUUUUUUGUUAGUGCAUACUAUGUGAAACUAUGUUGUGGUGGCAAAAACAAAUGAGGCAACAUGCCUUUUGUAUUACAGAGUAUUUGUCUUUUUGACAAAUAUAGUUACUUAAAAAAUUUGAGUGACAUUUUAUCGUCAUUCAGUAUUUGAUUACUUUGACAUUUGUAUGCCCCUUCAAAGUGGGAGCCAUUAACCCUUUCCCAAUAAGAAGCAAAGAAAAAAAGGCUAUGUGCAAAUAGCAUAAAAGCGGAACAGUCUGCGAGUAACUGGCUUCAUUUCCAACCCUUAGUUAGUGAUGAGCAGCAAACAGCAUCAAACCUGAACAGACUGCAAGUGAUUUGCAGGCUGUUCUGGUUAUAUGCUGGUUGCAAAAGCCAUUUUCACUUUGCUUCUUAUGGGGAAAGAGUUAAAGUUAUGUACAUAAUACCGAUUCUUUAGACAUAUGUAUGUGUUUUACAUGUUAUGUCUAUCUUACAAAGAAUUGCUUUAUAUUAUCCAAUAUUUAUUUUUUUCAGCUUUGUAUAAAAACAUUUUGCUUGAGUUAGAAUAUAACUGAGCUUUAGAGGGAGCUGCCAUAAUUACAGUUCAAUUGCUUAUUAAUUGUGUAAGCCCCUACUUAAAAAGUACAAAAGUUUUGGACAUACAUGAACUGUUUAUUUAUUGUCUUGUUAAAUGUUAUUGCCAUAAAAGUAAGUGCUAUGUUGUUUUUUUGUUUAACAUGCAAUAUGUGUUGUUGAUUUUAUUUUGAUUCCAGUUUUGACAAAACAUGCAAUUACACUGUUUUUGUCUAUAGACAACUUUGAGAUUUGUGUUCAUUCUGAGUGCUUAAUUAUUCCCCAUCAAAAAGUGUAGGGAUUUAGGAAUGGAAAGGUCAUUCCAUUUGGCUUGUGUGCACUAGCUUUAGUCUGCUUUCACAGAAGCUUUUGCGUGCAACUUAUACAUUUUGCGUGCAAUGUUCAUGACAUUUUUUAACAAAAAUAAAUAUGGGCGAUUGUUGCAAGGCAUAUUGUCAAGGUUUCACGAUUAGUCUUUUUUUCAGGAGUUAUUUCAACUUGUUAUAUUGUUACAUAUGGAAGCUUGGAUGUGCAACUUGUACAAAUUAUGUUGUUGUCUUUUGUCAAACUGUUUACAGAAUGAUUAUCUCCAAGUGCUAUUCAGGUGGUAUUUUGACUCCAUUAAUUUUUCAACCCUUUACCACCAUAUGUAUUUUUACGCCCCUUUGAAAGUUAAAUUUAAUUAAACACAUUUUUUCAUAGAUUCAAGUUGUAAAGGCUUCAUUUACAACCCUUAGAUACUGCGAAUAGGAAAAAGCAUUAAAUUUGAACAGACUGCAUGUUACUCACAGACUGUUCUUGUUUUAAGCUGUUUGCACAUAACCAUUUUUACUUGGCAUCUGAGUGGGAAAGGAUAAAGGAUUUAGUAAAUAAGCCCUUUUUUAAAGAAACAUAUUAAAGCUUCAGUAAACAAUGUAAAAUUGGAGUUUGUUUUUAGUAUUUAUUACAGUAUCAUUAUUUAACCAUUUCCCACUCAGAAGCAAAUUGAAAAUGGCUAUGUGCAAACAGCAUAAAACCAGAACAGCCUGCGAUUAACUCAUACGUUGUUCAGGUUUUAUGCUGUUUGCUGCUCAUCAGUACCUAAGAUUUGGAGAUGAAGCCUUAAAAACUUCAAUCUAGUAAGAAAGGUCUUUAUUUAAUUAUAAUGUUGUAAGGGACUGCAAAUGAGCCAAAAUAUGUAUCUAAGUGGUAAAGGGUUUUGAACCUUAAACAUUUUGAAAAAAAAAAAAUCCUACACAAACAAACCAGG
Messenger RNA from Dreissena polymorpha, 3947 nucleotides. Its product is annotated as spermatogenesis- and oogenesis-specific basic helix-loop-helix-containing protein 2-like. The transcript has 9 exons. The coding region runs from base 347 to 1372 and encodes 341 amino acids. Lineage: Eukaryota; Metazoa; Mollusca; Bivalvia; Myida; Dreissenidae. Gene Ontology annotation, cellular component: nucleus. The record is from RefSeq and is a predicted model, not a curated record. Gene Ontology annotation, molecular function: DNA-binding transcription factor activity, RNA polymerase II-specific; protein dimerization activity; RNA polymerase II cis-regulatory region sequence-specific DNA binding. Gene Ontology annotation, biological process: regulation of DNA-templated transcription; spermatogenesis.